CUGCCUCUAGAACGCUCAUCCUUCUCCCAUCUCUGUGGACACUUCUCCAUCCCGUGGCCUUGCCCUGCGCCACUGAGCCCUCGGGGGCCAAACUGAAAGAUGGGAAGGGCAACGCGCUAGGAGACCCCAGUGCUUUGCGUUUCUCCUUUGUCCUUCACCCUCCUGGGGAGCUAAUGGUCAUAUUUGGACUCUGGUCCCUGUGGCGUUCCCUCCAGCCCCAGUGCAAUCACCGUCCCCACGCCCGCCCCAGCAGGAUCACUCUGCUGCCCUUUCUUUCGCGAGCCUGGGUGGAGCCAAGAAUGCCCAUUGGGCGCCAUGAAAAGCUGCACUAAGCGAGAGGUGGACAGGAAGACUUUCAUGGAACAGGUGCGUGAGAGCAAGGAGAAUGGCUACCUCCUCUCCUCCAGGAAGAUUGGCUCUGGGGCCUUCUCCAAAGUCUACCUGGGCUACGCCACCCAAGAGAAGCUAAGACAGAACUACAAGCUGGCCUCAGACCUUCGGAGCAAGCGGCACUCCAUGGUGGCCAUAAAGAUCAUAUCCACAGCCAAAGCCCCCUUGGAAUAUUCCAGAAAAUUCCUCCCGAGAGAAAUCUACUCCCUUAAUGCAACCUACAAGCACAUCAACGUGAUCCAGCUCUACGAGAUGUACAGGAACAACAGGCGCACCUACCUCGUGCUGGAGCUGGCCUCCCGCGGCGACCUGCUGGAGCACAUCAACGCCACCUCCGACCGCAGGGAGUGCCCCGGGCUGGAGGAGGAGGAGGCGCGAAGGCUCUUCCGGCAGAUCGUCAGUGCUGUGGCACACUGCCACAACGUGGGCAUCGUGCACAGAGACCUGAAAUGUGAGAAUAUCCUGCUGGAUGAGCGAGGCUUCAUUAAGCUGACAGAUUUUGGAUUUGCCAACCGCUACUCCUUGAAGAAUCCCCUGAUGAGCACGUUCUGCGGCUCUGUGGCCUACACGGCCCCCGAAAUCCUCAUGAGCAAGAAGUACAACGGCGAGCUGGCUGACCUGUGGAGCCUCGGCGUGAUCCUGUACGCCAUGGUGACCGGCAAGCUGCCCUUCAAAGAGCGCCAGCCUCACAAGAUGAUCCACAUGAUAAAACAGGGCCUCUCCUUCCGGCAGCCCAUCUCCCCAGAGUGCCAGAACCUGAUCCAGGGCCUGCUGCAGCUGAAGCCUGGGGCCCGGCUGGGCUUGCAGCAGGUGGCCACGCACUGCUGGAUGCUACCCGCCACCUCGGCCAUCUUCCACCAGGCGCUGAACGCCACGGGCCGGCCCCCGGAGCUCGGCCCAGCCCUGGAGAAGCCGUCCGCCCAAGGCGAGAGCGGAGGCUCCGUCUCUUUGCUGCCAGACCUGGAGAGCUCGGCCAAGCCUCCCGAGGGAGCCGCCAAGGGAACCAAAGCCCCGGCAGGCCCUCGCGCCUGCUCUGCCCAGGACGCCUUCCCCAGCCGAGCCGAAAUGGAAGCCAAGGCCCCCGAGCUGAUCUCCGCUGGCUGCCUCCUGCAGCUGCCAUCGCCGUGCCAGGCUGAGCGCCCGCCCCGGUUCUCCCUGUACCGGCCCUGCCUGCUCUCCGGCGUUCGGCCCUUCCACCACCUCCCCAACUUCCGCAAGCCCGGCUCGGCCAGCUCAGCCAGCGCCUACGUGGCCAGCCGGCGCCUGGGCGAGAAGAGCCCCCCUGUGGCUGCAGCACUGGGCAGCGGCUCCCCCAAGCCGGUCAUCUCCCUCCACUCCACGUCCAUGAUCCGGAAGCCCCCGCCGGAGCCCAUCACAAACUAGAGGGGGCCUCGCCCGGGGCCAGGCCGGAGACGCCCCCGCUUGGCCCUACCCCGACAGAAACAAACCCCGUACGGAUGGAUGCAGCCCGCACU
Molecule: messenger RNA, 1865 nt
Organism: Mauremys mutica (yellowpond turtle)
Lineage: Eukaryota; Metazoa; Chordata; Testudines; Geoemydidae
Product: testis-specific serine/threonine-protein kinase 5-like
Exons: 8
Coding region: 316-1773 (485 amino acids)
Biological process (GO): microtubule cytoskeleton organization; intracellular signal transduction; protein phosphorylation
Cellular component (GO): cytoplasm
Molecular function (GO): protein serine/threonine kinase activity; tau-protein kinase activity; ATP binding
Source: RefSeq, a predicted model, not a curated record